GUGGUUUUCAAAAGUAUAAAAAGAAGAGGUGAUCAUUUUGUCAUCUAUCAAAUUCAAAAGAAUCAUAUUUUGUCGUCUACCAAUACAAGAGUACUCAGGUCAUUAUUGAAGCUCAAGAGAACCAAAAAUGGUGCUACACACACUUGAACUCUUGAAGAAAGAAGUACCACUAGAAGAGGAAUCACUUUGCAUACCGAAAGAUAUCAAAACCGGACUCGUUCUUGUUGACAUCAUCAAUGGCUUCUGCACCAUUGGAGCCGGAAACUUGGCACCAAGAGAGCCAAACCACCAGAUAUCCGAAAUGGUCAAUGAGUCGGUGAAACUUUCAAGAAUAUUUUGUGAGAACAAAUGGCCGAUUCUUGCGUUUUUAGAUACACAUCAACCUGGAAAACUCGAACACCCUUAUCCUUCUCACUGUCUUGCUGGCUCUCAUGAAUCCAAUUUGGUUCCUACUCUAGAGUGGUUGGAGAAAGAGCCAAAUGUAACGAUUAGGCGCAAGGAUUGUUAUGAUGGAUAUAUUGGUUCUAUUCAAGAAGACGGUUCAAAUGCUUUUGCGGAUUGGAUCAAAACCAAUAACAUCCAACUCUUAUUGGUGGCAGGAAUAUGUACAGAUAUAUGUGUGCUGGAUUUUGUUUGUUCAACAUUAUCAGCAAGAAAUCGUGGUUUUCUAGCACCAUUGGAAGAUGUGGUGGUGUAUUCCCAUGGUUGUGCUACCUUUGAUUUCCCAGAAUCGGAUGCAAGGGGCACUAAAGAUGCCUUAGCUCAUCCUCAGGAGAUAAUGCACCAUAUGGGUCUUUACAUGGCUAAAGGAAGAGGAGCAAAAAUAGCAAAGGAUGUGUCUUUUGAUGGACUAAAAAAGUCCAAACAGAUCUUUCUGACUGAAUGAACCAGAAAGACUGUUUGAUUUGGACAAAAGAAUGGGUUUUUUCCGUCAAUCAGAUGUAUAAUCAAACAGCAUGGUUUCUUUCCCAGACAGCACUUUCCCGGACAGAAACUAUCAGGACCUUAGAAAGAUCCGAUUAAUGAACCCCUUUGAAUCAUAGAUCAUGG
This is a messenger RNA of Lactuca saligna, 1050 nucleotides long. The record is from the annotation of a GenBank genome assembly. Lineage: Eukaryota; Viridiplantae; Streptophyta; Magnoliopsida; Asterales; Asteraceae.